Molecule: messenger RNA, 4020 nt
Organism: Symbiodinium sp. CCMP2456
Lineage: Eukaryota; Dinophyceae; Suessiales; Symbiodiniaceae
Source: the annotation of a GenBank genome assembly
AUGCAGCGCUCCGGUGACCUGACGUUGUACAAAAACCUCAAGUUGGACCGCCAGGUGUUGCGCAACGGCACCACGGGCGAGGAUGUGAUCUUGGAACCAUCUGCGGGAGGAUGGCUCUUGUUGGAGGAUGCAGCUCACGGAUCGUACGUGGCUUCAGCGGAAGGGCAACAGCACUGGUGCGUUGACUUGCUGGAGUUCAAUGUUGUAGUGUGCGACGACGAGAAUGGCACACCGUCCAAAGUCGUUGUUGACUCGCACGGCGUUGUUAGGAAGCUCGAGACUUUCAAGAGCCAGUUUAUCACCAAAGAGGUGCCCAUUCCCAUCCAUGGAUCUGGCCAGAUGCUGCAAGUCACAGUGUAUCAGUUAGAGCGCCCUUGGGAUGGGGCGCGUGUCUUCUGGAGCUGCAAGAGCUUGCAUCUGGAAGCGUUUGGCAAAGACUGCCCAAGAACCCCGCACCAAUGGUAUCAGAAUUGGUGGACGUGGUGGGAGAAGGCCAUCUCCUCUCAGCGGUGGCCCAGUGACUGUCACGUGCGGCGUGCCAAGAUCCAGAAGUGCAAGAGCAACAGCACCGCGAACGCGGAGACUCGCAUCUUCCCUGAGCCCAGCUUGAGCAGCCUCGCGUUUGCUUUCCUUCUACCCCGGUGGUGCCAAACAUCAGCGAAUCAGAAGAAAUCCGCCGAGACUGCAUCCACAUGGAAAGCCUUGUUGCAAGGACUUUUGCUUCGCACGUUCGGCGACACAACGGUGGCGGGGUUCUUGGCUGCAAGCUGGGAUGAGGCCAUCUUGCCCGUCCAGCAUGGCUUGCCGGAUGCCAGUGAGCAGGUUGGCAGCGAGACUGCCCACACAGCUCUGGUCACAGACAAGGGGCGCGCUCGUGCUAAGCGCAUGAAGUUGUCCAAGGUUGCGCUGCGAGUGCGGGAGAAGUCCAACAGCAGCGAGGACAAACAGAUGUUGGCUUACUGGUUGGCUUCCCGUCGUUGUUUCUCAGAACAUGCUGUUGUUGGGUGCGCCUUCGAUGCCAGCCGCUGCGGUGGAAAGAACUACCUCUUCGGAUUCGGGACUUGCCCGGACGGAGAGACGCGUGACUUGCUGACGCCUGUGACCGUGCAAGUGUUGGACCGUCCGGACCCAGACUACGUGCAGCUGCGGCAGGCCAAGAGGGACUGGGCAACUGCAGCUGCGGAGUGGUGCAAAGCCCAAACAGGCAAAGCAGCUGUAGAGAAAGCAAAGCCGCAGCAACUCUACCGCAAGAAGGCAUACGAGUGGCUCUUAGCUUCCAACCAUGCGUUGGAAACCAUGUUUGCACAAGGUUGGCGCAGUUUCCAGAUCCCGGAAGACUGUUCCAGGAGCCCUGAGUCAUGGCCUUGCAUCACAUGCGCACUGGACCAGGGAUCUGACGGUUUUUGCGCGGUCCACUUUUUGGAGCACAUGCACGUGAACAUCAUGGUAGUCAACGAUGCUUCCCACAGAGUCUGGAACGAUGCUCAGUUAGCAUUGAAGGACUCAGGUUGCUGGAGUCUUUGCAUGAUAGGGCUGGUGUUGCUGAACCUGGACCAUGGGCCCUGGGAAGGUGCGAAAUGGCACAGCGAGUCCCAGCAAGCAGCUUUGGAGUACAACCGCUUGGCAAGUACUGAGUGCCCACUUUUCCAGGCACACUUACCGCGCAUCUGUGUUGAGACCGGUCGGCCGCUGCAGGAUGCUAACCCGGAGGUGGCGGCAGAAAUUUGGGAAAGCCUGCCAGAUGCGGUACAAAAGAAGAUGCCUCACGUGGGCUUCAGCCGAUGGUUCGCUUUCUUCGACUCGAUGGAGGUUUUGACAAGGUUGUGGAGCCAGCGCUUGUUGUUCUACGAGUACAUCUGUCUGCAACUGGGCACUCCGGUGGGCAGCAAGAAAGAGAAAGUGGUGGUUGCUUUGGAGCGACGGAGCGAGGACGAGGACGUGCGCAAGAGCACCACCAAGAACGACCAGGCCGAAGUGCGGAAGGCACGCUCUGCGUGCAAAAACACUUUGGAGUUCGCGGCACUUGUGAUGACGGACAGGUGCUUCUGGAUGGUUUGUCGAGGUCUGUGCUCGUUGUCCGCAUUCGUGCGCGACUGGCACAGUGAACAGAAUAAGCGCAACAGGAGCUGCGAAGAAUCCGUCUCUUGGAUGCUUGGCAUGGCCAGCGGUGAAGGUGCAGACAGUUGCAAGGAGACGCUGAAGCAGCUGCAGAGCGAGGCAUUUCUGGAAGAGCUAGGCAUGCCAACCACAGCUUUGCCACCUGGCAUCAGGAUUCUGGAUGCUGAGCAUCCAUUGGUGGUGGAAGAACGGGAAGUGGUCGGGAAGCUAGCAGACUACGCUUUGUCCUUGUGCAAGAGGCGGUUGCGGUCCCUCGGGUGGCACUCCGAGACAUAUCCUGGCAUGUUUGCGCUGUUGCUUUCCAAGGACGAAGGGCUGCUCAAAUAUGCUCUGGCCACCAUGAAAGACGACUGGGAUUGCUGGGAGCGUCUUCGGCUCGAGUCAGGCCCUUUUUGGAAGAAGCUGCAGGAAAGAUCCCCAUUCCGGUGCGUCCACACACAGCAGAUUUUUCGUCUGCUGCGGGCCAGUGCAUGGGAAGCAAGCGACGUCGUUCGUGAUGUCGUGGAGAAGCACUUUGCCGCAAUCACCCAGACGAAGGUUGUGGAAGAUUCUGUGCGACUGGCCCGUGUUGCCGAGACCAACAAAGGCAUGAGCAAAAAAAUCGGGCCAGCAACUGUAUGGCAGGAAUUGUCGUCGAGCAAGCUCGGUUCCAAAACGCACCGCUUCACUGCGCCAGCCUGGCAGACGGAAGUGGUGCCGACCGGCCUCAACACGAGCUCGAGCAGCGGACUGUUUCAUCCGGUGCCCCGUGAGACAUGGGAAGAGCUGCGCAAGGUUGUGUCCACGAGACGGACAGCCCCGUGGUACAGUCCAAGCCCCCUAGCUUCCAUGGCUCCAGCAGAGGACCUGGCUUUACUUCGGCACUGCAAGCAACAGGACUGUUGGGCUGCAGCUAAGAACAGCUGGUGCAGCUUGUUGGUCGAUGUUCCUCGUCUCUGCUUGCGGCCUAGAGGGCGAGAGGACUCUCAGUGGUUUUACAGCAUGGGCAGUGUCGGCGGCAGUGCAGUGGCCGCUUGGCCGAUGGACACUUCCGUGGUUGGCAGCGAGACAUUCCUCUCUCCGAAGCCCGAAGGUCGCAAGUUUUGGCUUCAUUUGCUUCGUGCAGAGGAUUGGGAGGCUUUGACAGUGCAGUGGUGCGGUCCCUUGGAACAGAAGGCGAGAGCCGCCCGGUUCCCUGCUGAUCGCUUCAUUGUGGCGAGAGGAAACCACGAAGCUCUUCCACUGCUACAUUGCGCCGCCCGAAGCGCCUUUUGGUCGCUUCCGAAAACGACCCUCCUGAGCGUGGCGAGACAUCUGGGUGCCGCAGCAUCUUCGGAUCUCCCUCUGGCUGGCGUUCUCGAGGCAUUGGUGAAGCAUAUCUUCCCAGAGAUGAAAGCAGAAGAAGUGGCCCUAAUCCUGCGGCUGCGCUUGCGCAGCUUCGAUGAUUCCCUGGACUUGCUCCAGAACGCGGACGUGGAGGCGGUUUUGGAGAGCAGCGAUGUGAAAGAACUGGACAAAGUCCGUGUUGAAAUGCAGCAGCAACUGAAUGAGGAUGAAGGUCUGCGGGAAGCAGUCCGAAAGCAUUCGAAGUCUGGCACUUCACGGAAGCAGCCAGGUUCAGCGAGAUCCGCUGCCUUCCGCAACUACCCCAAAAAAAUCCCGAAGCCCAGUCAAGCCGAAUGGAACGGCGACAUUGCGCAGUCCUUGCUUCCUCCAGGUGCACGUUUGUUUGAGGACAACCUGAAUCAGAGAUGGUUGCUGAGUAUGGGCAGCGAGUUUAGGAGAUCUCGAAGCUGGGGCCUUUAUGGUUUCAGAACAAGCUCGCUUCUGUGUGCUCAGCUGGCAUGGCAGCGUUGGCAAGAGUCCGGAGGGCAGGAGUGCCCCAUCGCAGAUCUGAUGAACUACCGACCCGGUAGUGAGUGA